AUGGCGGACUCGAGCAGUGCGGAUCAAGGAGCUGGCCAGGGCGGCUCGAGUGGAGCCGCAGCCUUAACCCAGUCCAAAAACUACUGGCCGCUAUUUGCGUCGAAGGUCAGGGACGAACUGAGAUGGCUCCCGAUCAAAUUUGAGUGCCAUUUAUAUGGCUGCGAUUUUGCCGAUAUCGAAUUCCACUGCGAGAUAUAUUGCGAAUUGGAGAAUAAAGAUGCCACUGAGGAUCAGCUGCUGGAUGUUGGCCAAAGUUCAAUGUACAAGUGCCCAAAAGCGCUCGCAGCACUGGAGAAGACGUAA
Messenger RNA from Diaporthe amygdali, 303 nucleotides. RefSeq lists its product as uncharacterized. Bases 1 to 303 code for a protein of 100 amino acids. The record is from RefSeq and is a predicted model, not a curated record. The transcript has a single exon. Lineage: Eukaryota; Fungi; Ascomycota; Sordariomycetes; Diaporthales; Diaporthaceae.